CACAGCACGUCUUGCCAUCACUACGCACUCAUCACACAAAGCGGAUUUUUAAACUUGCAUCCACCAUGAUCAAGAAGAUGUCACUCUCCGAGAACGAAUUCAACAUCCCGGCCAAGAACUGCCGCAGGAUGGUCAUUUUGGGCUCCACCAAGGUGGGCAAGACGGCCAUCAUCUCGCGCUUUCUGAACUCGCGUGUGGACGAGCAGUACACGCCGACCAUCGAGGACUUCCAUAGGAAGUUCUACAGCAUCCGCGGGAGCGUUUACCAGCUGGACAUUUUGGACACGUCCGGGAAUCAUCCUUUCCCAGCAAUAAGGAGGCUCUCCAUACUCACAGGCGACGUGUUCAUUUUGGUGUUCAGCCUGGACAACCGAGACUCCUUCCAGGAGGUGCAGCGCCUCAAGCGUCAAAUCUACGAGACUAAAUCGUGCCUGAGAAACAAGACCAAGGAGAGCGCCGACGUGCCGCUGGUCAUCUGCGGCAACAAGUGUGACCGCGAGUUCCAUCGCGAGGUGCAGGACGAGGAAAUUGAGCAGCUGGUCGGCAGCGAUCAGGACCGCUGCUGCGCAUACUUUGAAAUCUCGGCUAAGAAGAACACCAAUGUGGACCAAAUGUUCCAGACGCUCUUCGCCAUGGCCAAGCUACCGGACGAGAUGAGCCCCGACCGCCACUGCAAAGUGUCGCUGCAAUCGUGCGAGCUGCUGCAUCGCAAGUCCUUCCGCGCCAAGAAGUGCAAGGACGCCUACGGCAUCGUGGCGCCGUUCGCGCGUCGGCCCAGCGUCCACAGUGACUUGAUGUACAUCAAGGAGAAGGCAGUGGGAGGAGGGCAGGCUAAGGAGAAGGGCUGCGUUAUUUGCUGACCCCCCAAGGGGGGGGAAACAAAAGACUUUUGGACUCUAAAGAUUAAGCCAUGCGACUGUGGACACGCACUCGAUGCAGUUGCCUUGAAAUCGCCCUGGACUUGUUUACAUCCCCCACUGAACUUGAAUGUUUGUUACAUUACGAACAAAUCUGAAUGUCUAUUUAUG
Molecule: messenger RNA, 1028 nt
Organism: Syngnathus typhle (broad-nosed pipefish)
Lineage: Eukaryota; Metazoa; Chordata; Actinopteri; Syngnathiformes; Syngnathidae
Product: dexamethasone-induced Ras-related protein 1-like
Exons: 2
Coding region: 66-860 (264 amino acids)
Molecular function (GO): GTPase activity; GTP binding
Source: RefSeq, a predicted model, not a curated record